Messenger RNA from Aricia agestis (brown argus), 2137 nucleotides. RefSeq lists its product as uncharacterized. The transcript has a single exon. Lineage: Eukaryota; Metazoa; Arthropoda; Insecta; Lepidoptera; Lycaenidae. The record is from RefSeq and is a predicted model, not a curated record. Bases 67 to 2043 code for a protein of 658 amino acids.
AGUAAAAUGUAAUAAAACAUAAAAUCCAAUCGUAAAUUAUAAUAAUGUCUGUUGAAGUGGUUAAAAAUGUCGAGUGAAUUUAUCCAUAACUUCCUUAAUAAAAUCCAUCCCAACUCUGCUGAACGGCACUCUGACAGUUCCGACUUUGAGAUACCAUCCAAAUAUUUCAGAGUUGCAGCUAAAAUAGCAAUACAUACAACUAAGGCUAAAAGAGAAAACAAGAAAAUGAAAAAGGGAGAUAUCGGAGUAUGUAACGAACAUGUCAGGACUCAGUAUUGGAAUAGUGAAAAUAAUCCAUUAGACAUGCCUAAAUCUUUUGAAAGACGAAGUAGAAAACACAAAUGCAUGGAAGCCAAUGAAUGCAGUAACGACCUUUCGUUGUACAUUAGUGAGACACCUAGUAAUCAUUAUGUGAAAAGAAGUCACGGUGAAAUUGAUAUAAUUCGUGAUUUGAGUAACGUAAACCAUGAAAAGCCAGAAAAACUGGUAUGCAGUUCGGAAGAAACAGAAGUUGUAAAUCCAAGUAAUAACAGUAACAGACACAAUAAAUGCACAAAUAGCAAUGGCUUAGAUAAGUUCAAAAUAUGUAAAUCUCAAGCAGAUAGAUCUGGCAUCGUACAGCAAAAGAAUCGCGGCAAAUUGGUUUGGCAUCCGAAGAAGGUUAAAAAAGUUGGCAAGGAUCAUGGAAGUUACACUAUCCGGCCAAUCUAUGUAAUUGAAAGAAUAGAACAUAACAACAAAAGUGUCACAUCCAGUGAAGAAGAAACUUCAGCGCAAACUGCCGCACUUUGCAUCAGUAGUCGUAGUAUUUCAUUUGCUGAGUCGGAGCAAGAAAUAUUUAAAAGAAGCUACCGUGUGCUGUCAUCCGCAGUAUCAAAGCAAAAUGAUGUCCCAAACAAGUCCAUCAAUAAAGAAAACAAUGGAAGCGAUAGCACCAAAAGUGCACAAUAUAAUUUAAAAAGAAAUUUAAGUACACCAGAUCAUAUGUCACCGACGUAUAAAUCAAAAUCCGUGUUAACUGAUCUCAAAACAACAAGCAAACUUACUUCGAGCUCAUCAGCAUUUUGGAAUUUCUUGUCAGAUAAAGUACACAGGAAACGAAAAAUGUGCCCAUGUGAUGCUCAUAUUUCAUGCAUACAAGACAUUUUAGAAAAUAGUAAACCAGUACCAGACAUACAAAAGUCAACAAAUGAAACAACUCUUUCGGAUGUUAAAAUAAGUAAAAUAAAUCAAACUGAGUUUCUAGGAAGAGAUAAAGAUUGUCAGUGUGACUAUGGACCUACUAAGCUUGAAAUUCUUAGUGAUAUAAAUAAAUCAGAAAUUAAGGAACCUAGGGAACUUAAUAAAACCAAAAGUCAAAGAAAACAUGAAGCCAUUGCAAAGGCUUUAUCAGAAAAAUAUAACGGGGAAAUACUAUGUAUUCACAGCCCUCCAUGUGUCCUUUUAAAUGGGUGUUUAAAUAUGGGUUCAAAACAAUCAGGCCACUCACAGUUUUGGCCAGUAAUGACUAAACGCAGAGUCGCUUUUGGUCAUAAGAGUAAGAAGGUAAAGCGAUCUAAGGAGAAAUAUGAGCAGUGUACAUAUCAACCUUCGUUUACGAAACUAGGAGAGUGUCUUCCAGAAUUUAAGAUAGAAAAUAAACAAGCCAAGCGCUCUCCUUGUCAAGUAUUCCAUUUCCAUGGAGCAAAAAGCUUUAAAAUGAAAAAUCCAAAGAAAGAAGCAAGAGACAGUUUAAAUAUUUUGAAAGAUGUGAAUUCAUCUGAGCAAAAUAUGAACACAAAAAUACCCGUGUGCUCAAAAGUAUACGUUGUUGUUAAUACUAACGAGAAUAGCAGUGCUAGGGCAAUUUGUACUCAUAAACCACCAUGUCUGAUGAUACCUAGAUGUUUAGCGAGAUUUAUAACCAAUAACUAUGUCCAAGUGAGCUCAGUACCAGACUGCACCCAUGUACCUUACUGUGAGAAGAUCCCAGCGUGUUUUGGACAGAGAGUUAAAAAUGAUACAAGAUCUAAACAUUCGAAAUCAGCGUGCCGUAUAGUUUAAUAAGAAUGAAGAAGCAUGUAAACUAAAUUUUAUAUUAUUUCAGUCCCACUAUAACAUUUGCCCAGUCAUGUCUAGAAAAACCAGUACAUAAACA